CAAUGAUGCAAAGGCUACCCCUCCGGAUCCCGAAAGCUUGAGUGAAGUUUCCAGUGAUCAGCCAAUGAAGGAGUGGACCUCUUUCAGGAGACUACUAAUGCAGAGGUUUCCUGUCUCGAAAAUGGUUUCACUUUCUUCAAUGCCUGAUGUUUUAAUGAGAAGUGGAAAAUCACACGACAAAUCUUCAACAAGUAUACACUUGGAGGAACUAGAUGAUCCGCAGACUACAUGAGCUCAAAGAUGAAAUUACCCGUUAUUGGCUUGGUGAUGACCGCGUGACAUCCUUAAAGUUAUCUAUAAAGGAAAUAUUUUCGACAUAUCCUGUACUUUCAACUCCAGAUCUUACUCCACAACAAUCAGCUGGAGUAUGCAAUGUACUUGUCGUACUUCAGGUGAGAUGAAUUUGUCCUAAUAGAUUUUCUAUCUUGUUAAAAGUGUCCAUACACAAAUAUUAUAAGUGUCCACACACAAAAUAUAUAUAUAUGAAAAAUAUAAAAAUUAACACCUCUAAAAUUUCUUUCUACUGUUUUUUGUUAAAGUGUGUGGCAUCCCACCCUGAUACAAAGAUAUCAUUUCUGAAAGGUUAACGUUGUUGUGGAUGGUGGAAAUGCUGAUUUCUUUGACCCACUGAGAGGAGGAAUUGACAAUGAUGCAAAGGCUACCCCUCGGGAUCCCGAAAGCUUGAGUGAAGUUUCCAGUGAUCAGCCAAUGAAGGAGUGGACCUCUUUCAGGAGACUACUAAUGCAGAGGUUUCCUGUCUCGAAAAUGGUUUCACUUUCUUCAAUGCCUGAUGUUUUAAUGAGAAGUGGAAAAUCACACGACAAAUCUUCAACAAGUAUGCACUUGGAGGAACUAGAUGAUCCCCAGAAGUUUGCAGACGAGGGUGUGAAGGUGAUUACUUGGCAGGAGUAUGUUUCUCGACUACAUGAGCUCAAAGAUGAAAUUACCCGUUCUUGGCUUGGUGAUGACCGCGUGACAUCCUUAAAGUUAUCUAUAAAGGUUACUAAGCUUAUGGUGGACACGUCAGUAUCCGAGUUUUAUCCCACUCUAUUUGUCCUUGUCACAGAUAUCAUGGACAUGCUUGGGGACCUGGUUUGGAAACGCAUAAAGCAGAAAGCAGAGUUUACUGAAAAUGGAGCUUCACUCUGCAACUUGGCAGAAAACUUUGAAGCAAGUGAUAUCUGUGCCGAUGCGAAAGAAACUUGCUAUAAUUGGUUCAGCAAAAUUGGUGCUGUGCAAGAUCUUCUUCCACGCAUUUACUUGGAGCUGGCAAUAUUGCCUUGCUGGCGUUUUCUGCUCGACCGGCCUACCGACAGUCUCCAACGCUUGGUGAUGAUGACAAGAGGAUUAGGAGAUCCAGUGGCAUCGGCAUAUUGCCGUCUAUAUAUGGCUCACUGUGCUCAGAAGCUUCCAUCACAUGACAUAGGCUAUCUUGUUACAUGUGUGAAUGAUCUCAGAGUUAUUGUGACACAAAUCUUAGCUGCCAAUGAAAGUACUGUUGGAAAUUUCAAAAAUAACAAAAAAAUGCAAAUCAGUCUGAUGGAACCAACCAUUGAGUAUAUUAUGAAGUGUCUAUUUAGUGGGUUAUCUCAGAGACGUGUAAAUGAAGUUUUAUCAGAGCUUGGAUUGAUGAAGAAUCAACAAAACUUAGGGACUGUUUCAUGUGUUUCGAUCGUUCUUCAUCAUUUACUGAAGGAAAUCCCUAUUGAAGUAAUCAGUUCAAAUGUUGUGCAUAUCCUUCAUCUCAUAGAGUUUAACAAGGAUAAUUCCUUUGAUCAGCACCUUAAUUACAGAUUGCUUGGGUUCAGGCUGUAUGAAAGGAAAUGCCCGGUUGACAUUGUCAAUGCUGUGUUAGAUAAAGUUAUGCAGGUUAUUUCCCUGUACAUGAAUCUUGAUGAGUUCCUGAGUGUUGUAGAUGCUUAUGCUGAUCUUAUACUUCAAAAUCACAUGGAUAAUCAUUUGGACAUCAUUUUGAGAGGCAUUUCAGAGCGUGCUUCGAAUGGAGGAGUUACAGUAAAUGAAAUGUCAAGCUUGCAAUCUCUCUUGGUGAAGAUUCUGUCUCAUUUUGAGUGUCUGGAAGAUGUGUUUUGUCUGAAUCAUUUUCCUGAAAUCUUAGAUGUAAUGCAUGGGAAAUCACAGGAUGUUGUCUUUUUGCACAUCCUUAAUAUGGCGACGAGGAAUGGUCCUAUUAGGGAUCCUACAAGCAUACAGUUGCUUUCUGAAAUUUCUCAGACUCUACAUGAUAAUAUGGAAUUUAUGAAUGUAAAGGAUGAUGAUAGCCAAGUGGCACGUUCGGUAUCUCGCUUUGUGCACAUGGUAGAUUAUGGAACAGAGAUGGAACGCCAUUUAGCAUUUCUGGUUGAUUGUCGAGCAACUUUUGGCAGAUUCAAUGAGCUUAAGGAAACUCUUGUCCACUCCAGCAAUUCUUUAGCAAUUCAAUCUUUGAAAUGUGCUAAGAAAGAUCUGAGUUUUUUCAAGUCCUGUGUCACAUUUAGCGAAGUCACAAUACCUUCUAUCUCUGGUCAGAGACAAUUUGAUCUUUUCCUAGAGACUGCAGAGGUUGCAUUCUUAGGGGGCUUGGUUUCUCAUGUAGAUGGCUUGAUUAGUUCAGGAAUUGACUGUUUGCAUGACAGAGUUGAUGGCUUUCGAACUCCAGCUGAUGUUGAAGGACUAGUUUCGUCUAUUAGAAAACUGUGUGGCUUCUUAAUUAUGGUCCCAGGUAAUAUUAGUCUACCAGUCACCUAUUUCCCAAAUAACUUAAUUACAUUGAUCAGCUCCCAAUCAUGGUUUGACCCAAAAAUGAGAACACAGAUUUUUUCUGCUAUCCUAUUAUUAUUGACAACUUUGUCACAAAAGAUUCUGCCAUAUCAUGCAAAUGCACAGAUACCAGGCAAUGACAUGUUAUACUAUGGGGAUUCAUCAUACAAGAAAGAACUUGUUUCUUUGUCUAAAGUUGUUCUUGACAACCUACUUUGUGCCAUCCAACAAGAAACUUCCCAGGUUGCUCGAGGAAGUAUGGCACUUGAAGCUUGCAAUUGCGUUGCAUCAUCUUUCCUGCUAAGCAAUGAAUUAUCCUCUAUUUGCCAUACAUUGAUCGGAACUGCCAAGUCAUGUUUGAGUGCCCAAGACCGAUGCCUCCAGUCAACUAUUCAACUCGUAAACAAGCAAUUGCCAACUUUUGCAGGGGUCGAGGUGUCUAAUUCUGUAUGAUUUUUAUUUGUCUGGUCACUACAUUGUAUGGAACUAAUUAGUUUGAGUCUUGUCUUUCCCUCUUUAUUUAUUAAGGGGAGGGUUCAUUAGUUUCAUGUUUACUAUUUACCAAAACUUCAUCAUUGUCGUUAGUUUGGGUUUUGACUCGUUAUUGUUCACGAAUUCUAGAGACUAAUAAAUCUAUGACAGCCUGACAGGUAACAUGUCAGACCUAGGGUUUAAUUACUUUGAUAAUUUAAACAGGUCAUACUUUGCAAAGUCUAACUUGUCUUAGUCUAUUCUCGCCCUUAGAGCUGCCCUUGGAUUUG
This is a messenger RNA of Trifolium pratense (red clover), 3518 nucleotides long. RefSeq names its product VPS35 endosomal protein-sorting factor-like. The record is from RefSeq and is a predicted model, not a curated record. Lineage: Eukaryota; Viridiplantae; Streptophyta; Magnoliopsida; Fabales; Fabaceae. The transcript has 26 exons. Gene Ontology annotation, biological process: endocytic recycling. Bases 709 to 3210 code for a protein of 833 amino acids. Gene Ontology annotation, cellular component: endosome.